AUGGUAAAUUCAUUAAAUAAGUUGCAAGAUAAACUAAGAAAAGAAAGAACAACUGAUAAAUUAAUUUUAAAACAAUGUAAUUUUGAUAUAAUUGAGAAAUAUGAUGAUACAUCAAGUGAUGACAACGUAAUAUCUAGAAAAGAAAAAGAUAAUAAAAUAACAAAUAAGGAACUAAUAAAUGCAAAUAAUUUAAAUAAUAAUCAUAAUGUUAGUUUUCCCAUUGCUCUUCAUAGAACUAAAUUGAAUUUACAAAAGAAUAAUGUAAAUGAAAAAUUAGAUUUAAAAAAAAUAUAUGAAAGUAAUUUAAUAAAGAAUAAUAUUAAUAAAAGGGAAUGUGAUCAAAUGAAAAUUCCUAAUGAACUAAAUUCAUAUAAUAUUGAAAAGAAUAAUAAUAAAAAUGAAAAAAGAGAUAUAGAAAAGAAUAAAAUAAAAGAAAAAGAUCAUAAUAAUAAUUUAGAUAAAAAGUAUAAUAUACUAUUCCAAAUAAAUAAAAAUGAAGUAGCUAAACUACAAUGGACUAAUCCAGUAAAUGAUACUGAAAUAAGAGAAAUCAAAAAUAUAAAUGAAGUAAAAUUACAUGAAAUACGUUUUGAUUUUUUAGGAAAAUUAAGAAUACAGAUUAAUGAAAAUUUAUUUAAUAAACAAAAAAAAAAAAAAAUUUUUGAUAACUUUGAUGGAUUGUAUCAUCAUAAUGAUGAACCACUCAAUAGCGGUUAUACAUUUCCUGAAAUUUUAUUUUUAUGUCAGAGUUCUUAUAAUAAUCAAGUUUCCAUAUCAUUAAAAAUACUUAAAAACAUUUUUGUAAAUCUGCACUUAAAAGUUAUUACUAUUAACAAAUAUUUUGAGCAUAUUAUAAACGAUCUAAAAGGAAAAUAUUGUUAUGGUUUUACAUAUAGAAGAUUUUUUAAUUUUAUAAAUAAUGAUUUAAAAAUAUUUAAAAAGUUAUUAAUAAUACUCAAUUGUUAUUGCAACAAAAAUGUAGAAAUAAAUUGUCUUCACUCAUUAGCCAGUUAUUUAUUUCCUAAUAAUAUUUUAGAAUUAGUGGAGAAUGUAAUAUAUGAUCAAGAUGAUGAUACUCAAAAAUUAAAAUAUUUAAUUGAUUAUGAAUUUUUUUCUUACUGUGACUUUUUCAGUGAUAAUCUAUUUCUUUUUGAGGAUUAUAAUAUAUAUUUUUAUUCUAUCAAGAAAGAAAAAAAUUCUCAAAAUAAUUUUUUUAAUUUUAAUAAAAGUAAAGACAAAGGAAAAGUAAAUGAUAAAGAUAUAGAAAAAGAAACGGAAGAUGAAGAAAAUAGUGAGGAAACAAAAGAUGAAGAAAAUGCUGAGGAAACGGAAGAUGAAGAAAAUGAUGAGGAAACAGAAGAUAAAGAAUAUGAAGAAAAUAUAAGAAAUCAAAAAGUUGAAAAAAAAGAACAAAAUGAAAAUAAUUAUUCUAAUAUAAAUAAAAAGAAGUUUAUUAAUUUUAAAGAUGAAAAUUUAGAUUUUUCUAAUUUUUUUAAUAAAUAUAAAGAAAAUGAAUUGUUAAUGAAACAAGAAAAAGAUGAUAAAAUAAUAAAAAAAUAUAAUAAAUUUACAAACAAUGCAAAGGAAACAAAAGGAAAUGAAAUGAAAAAAAAGGAAAAUCAUAAAAAUAUUUUUAUAAAUUAUGAGCUAAUUACUAUUCUCGAAUAUAUAAAUAGAGCUAAUUAUGAUUCUUUAAAAAUACGAAAUAUAAAUUUUAAAAUGAUUAGUUUGUCUGAUUCAAAAAAAUACCAAUACAAGAAAAUUCUUAAUAAUAUAUCAAACAUUUUAUCAAAUAAUUUUGGCGUUGUUGAAAUAGAAAAUAGUUGUAUAUGUGUUUUGAUAGGAUUGUUAUUUAAAAAAAAACAGAAAAUAAAUAUAUUGAAAAAUAAAAAACUGAUAGAAGAUUUAAAAAAAAUAUAUGAUUCUAAGAUAACUGGAAAUAAACUAAACAAUGAAAGAUUAGAAAAAGAAAGCAAAGAAAAAAAACAUGAUUACUAUGAUAUAAAUUUCACAUACAACUUAAUUACAUUGAUUAGAUAUAUUCUUAUCUAUAACUAUGAGAAAAAUAUUUUAAAAAAGUUUGAUAUAUUAUCCUUUUUAUUGUUUCAAAGAUCUCUACCAUUUAGCAAAGAGAAGAAAAAUAAGGAAAUGUAUUUUUUUCUGGCUACUGAAUCUAUAAAAAUAUUUAGAAUUUUAGUUUAUUGUAAUUUAUAUAUAGAAUCAGUUGAUUAUUUUCAUGAAAUAAUUAAUGAAAUUCAUAAACAAAAUUUUAAAAACUCAUUAAUUUGUAAAAAAUUUUUGUGCCAAGUGUAUUUAUAUAUUUCUACAUAUAAUACUAUAUACACUAAUAUAGAGUUGUCAGGAUUCUUAUACAUGAAUAAAGUUAUUAAAACUUUAGAAGUUCAAUUAUGUAAUAAUUUUGAUAUAAGUGAUGAUGAUAAUAAUAAUGAAUCAGGCAUCUUUAAUAAGAAAAAUAAUAAUACUUGUUGUAAUAUUGAUAGAGAUAAUGAUAAUAAAGAAAGAGAAAAAGAAAAUUUAUUAAAUUCAGUUACAAAAAGAAAAAUGGAAAAAACAAAAAAGAAAUAUGAUUUUAAUUAUUUGUGUGAUUUGGAAUUAAUAAAUCAAUGUUGCAUUUAUUUUUACUCCGUUUUUCUAUGUAUUAAAAAAAAUGAUAAUAAGCAAUGCAUAAAUAAUGAUCAAAUAAAUAAAAUAAUGAGAAUCGUAGAAAAAUUAGCUUACGAAAUUGUAGAGGAAUUUAAUGAUUUCUUAGUUGAAUAUAAAAGUGAAAAUAAUGGUAACUUAAUUAUAAGUAUAAUAAGUCAAAUAAAGGAUUGCCCACUUCCUUUUAAUUAUAUUAUUUAUAAAAAUAUUGUUGAUUUUCAUUUAUUUUUUGUUAUAUAUAUACAAAUUCUAAAUAUAAUUAUAAAUAUAUAUUUUAUUUAUGAGAAAAUAGAAAAAAUUAAAAUAAAAUCUAUUACAAAUAUUUUUAAUAAAUUUUAUCGAGAUACCUUAAAAUAUUUUAAAAGUAAUAUUUUUGAAGUAGAAAAUAUCCUAGAUUCUUAUAAUAUUUUUCUACCUGUGUCAUAUUUGUUUUAUAACUUAUUUAAAAUUAAUAAUACAAAAAAUAUGGACUUGUUGUUUUAUUCAUUAAGCUUUUGUUCUUCUCUUUCUCUAAGUUAUUUUUGUUUAAAAAACAUUUUUAUGAAAUCCGAUAAUACUAUUAAUAGUAGCAAAAAAGAAUGUAAUAAUCAUAAUAGUAACAUUUUAAAUAAAUCUGAGCAAAAUAUCGAUAUAAUGAAUGAUCAAAAAAUUUUCGAGAUAAAUGAUGAAUAUGAUAGUACUAAAGAUUAUAAUAGCAUUAACGAUUUUAAUAAUAAUAAUAUUAUAUAUUCAGAAGAAUAUGUUAAAAAUGAUAAAUUCAUAAAUGAAGCAGAAUUGAAAUAUGAUAAUCUUGGUGAUCAUAUAUAUAUAUUAUUAUUUUUACAAAAAUAUUUAAAGGGGAAGUUUUUAGUAUAUCACACUAAAAAAAAUAUUUUCAUUUUGCUUUUGAAAAAUAUAUUCAAGGAAUGUAAAAAACGAAUAGAUGAUAUAAAAAAAGAAAAUGAAAUAAUAAUAGGUAAAGUUCUAAAAUUAUUUUUAAAUAAUUAUGUUAUUGACUUUUUUUCAAAAAAUAUGAAAGUAUCAAUGUUUGUUAAAUUUUUCAUUCAAAUUUUUAUUGUGAACAAUUCUAAAUUAAUUGGAGAUUAUUUAAUUGAAAAAAAAAAUGUGUACGUUGAUUUAGUAAAUAUAGCAGAAUUAUAUAUAUUUGAAAAAUUAAAUUAUUCAAAUACUAUUGAAAAUAUUAGCUCAUAUGAAAAAAAAAAAAAUUUAGAAGAAAUACAAAAAAUUGUUGAUGAAUUUAUUAGAAAUGAAGUUAAAGAAAAAAAAUACCCUUCUGGAAAUAUAUUAAGUAAUUUUGAAAAAAAUAAAAGAAAUAUAAAUGUAUAUAAUAGACCAAAAAAAUUAGAAAUUAGCAAAAAUUUAGCUUUAGUAAUACAUGAAAAAAUUAUAGAAUCUUUUAAAAUGGCUAAUUUUUAUAAUCCUUUAUUUUUAUCCAUUUUAUUUUUUUUUUCUUCAUCUUUCUUCCCUCUUGAGUGUAACAAUUUAUUAUACAAUGAUAUUGAUUUAAUAAAAAUGUUAUCUAAAAAUAUAUUUAUUCAUUUUUAUGAUAAUAUAAAUUAUGUUAUAUUUACUAAAUCUGAAUACUACGGUAAAAAGCAAAACAAUUAUUUAAUUGAUAUAACACAUUUGUUUCCAUCUGUUUUAUCACUCAUAUUAGAUACAACUGAAAUCAAAUUAAAUGACGGUUUAAUAAAUUAUUUUAAAGAAGUUAAUUUAGAGUAUUCUUACAUCAGUUUGUUAUAUUUCAUAUUUUAUGUCAAAAACAAGUUAAUAUAA
Plasmodium relictum is the source of this 4437-nucleotide messenger RNA. Its product is annotated as RNA polymerase II-associated protein 1, putative. Gene Ontology annotation, biological process: transcription by RNA polymerase II. Gene Ontology annotation, cellular component: nucleus. The record is from RefSeq and is a predicted model, not a curated record. The transcript has a single exon. Lineage: Eukaryota; Apicomplexa; Aconoidasida; Haemosporida; Plasmodiidae. The coding region runs from base 1 to 4437 and encodes 1478 amino acids.